Messenger RNA from Manihot esculenta (cassava), 1672 nucleotides. RefSeq names its product probable amino acid permease 7. The record is from RefSeq and is a predicted model, not a curated record. Gene Ontology annotation, cellular component: plasma membrane. Lineage: Eukaryota; Viridiplantae; Streptophyta; Magnoliopsida; Malpighiales; Euphorbiaceae. Bases 230 to 1588 code for a protein of 452 amino acids. The transcript is spliced from 7 exons.
UUCCCCAAUCUAAAGCUCCAUCUCCAUCAAAAACCUACAAGCCACACAAUCAAAGUCGUGCAGAGAGAUUCCUUUUGUUACUUUAAACGAAUGGCUGUCUUGAGACAGAAAGCCAGCAUGUCUAUUGCAUGAUGAGCUUAUGCUCCCACGGCAGGCUUUCUUUUUGUAUAUACUAAGAUCUCUUAGCUUUUACUUCAUUCGAUUGCCUGCUGCGAAUUGAUCUCUUAUCAUGGCAAUAGAAUACUCUUCUUGUGAUGAUGAUGGGCGUCCGCUAAGAACUGGAACGUUAUGGAGUUGCGUGGCGCAUAUAAUUACUGCUGUUAUUGGGUCAGGAGUUUUAUCUUUGGCUUGGAGCACAGCGCAGUUAGGAUGGAUUGCAGGGCCAGUUUCCUUGCUCUGCUUCGCAAUUGUUACCUAUAUUUCUGCAUUUCUCCUGUCAGAUUGUUAUAGGUCUCCUGACCCUGUUACUGGAUCACGAAACUACUCUUACAUGGAUGCUGUUAGAGUAAAUCUAGGAAGUGUUCAGACAUGGUGUUGUGGUUUGCUUCAAUACUUGAGCAUGUAUGGGACUGGUAUUGCUUAUGUUAUUACUACUUCAACCAGCAUGAGAGCAAUACAAAUGUCAAAUUGUUACCACAGAGAAGGGCAUAAAGCUGCAUGUAAAUAUGAGAAUACAAUGUUCAUGCUUGUUUUUGGAUUGAUUCAAAUAGUAGCAUCACAAAUUCCCAAUUUCCAUGAAAUGGAAUGGCUCUCAGUAAUUGCAGCAAUUAUGUCCUUCGCCUAUUCUUUUAUAGGCUUUGGUCUUGGUUUUGCAAGAGUAAUAGAAAAUGGGAGGAUUGAGGGAAGUAUUAGUGGAGUCCCAGCUGCCAAUGUUGCUGAUAAACUCUGGUUAGCCUUUGAAGCACUUGGAGAUAUUGCUUUUGCCUAUCCAUACUCUCUUAUUCUUCUUGAGAUCCAGGACACGCUGAAGUCACAUCCACCAGAGAACAAGACCAUGAAGAAGGCCUCAAUGGUUGCAGUAUUUAUUACAACAUUCUUUUACCUGUGCUGUGGAUGCUUUGGCUAUGCAGCCUUUGGAAACAAAACUCCUGGAAAUCUCUUGACAGGAUUUGGGUUUUUUGAACCUUAUUGGCUCAUUGAUUUUGCAAAUGUUUGCAUUGUUCUUCAUCUGGUUGGAGGAUAUCAGAUAUACAGCCAGCCAGUGUUUGCAUUUGUGGAAGGUUGGUUUGGCAAGAAAUACCCAAGAAGCUGGUUUAUCAAUAAAUUUUACCCUUUAAAACUCCCACUGAUUCCUCCUCUUCAAAUGAAUCCUUUGAGGCUGUGUUUUAGAACAGUCUAUGUUGCUUCAACAACAGCCCUUGCAAUGGUCUUCCCUUAUUUCAACCAAGUUUUAGGAGUUCUUGGGGCUUUGAACUUUUGGCCUUUGGCUAUUUAUUUUCCAGUGGAAAUGUACUUUGUACAGAAGAAAAUUGGGGCUUGGACAAGAAAAUGGAUUGUUCUUAGGACUUUUAGCUUUGUUUGCUUUCUGGUCACGGUUAUGGGCUUAAUUGGGUCCAUUCAAGGGCUUAUUAGUGCUAAACUUGCCUAAUUAAGUAGAGACUUCUUAGUCUGUCCUUAAUUAUAUGUGUUUUAAUUUCAGUAGAAAAAAUAUAAUUGCAUUAUAUUUUCUUAA